Passer domesticus (house sparrow) is the source of this 1939-nucleotide messenger RNA. RefSeq names its product tubulin gamma 1 (gene TUBG1). The coding region runs from base 113 to 1468 and encodes 451 amino acids. Gene Ontology annotation, cellular component: microtubule; gamma-tubulin complex; centrosome. Gene Ontology annotation, molecular function: GTP binding; structural constituent of cytoskeleton. The transcript has 11 exons. The record is from RefSeq and is a predicted model, not a curated record. NCBI's taxonomy places the organism in Eukaryota, Metazoa, Chordata, Aves, Passeriformes, Passeridae. Gene Ontology annotation, biological process: cytoplasmic microtubule organization; mitotic cell cycle; meiotic spindle organization.
GCCACCGCCCCGGAAGCGGGCAGCGCGCACGCGCAGUGCCGUUGGCGCCGGCGGGAGACGCGGCGGUACCGGAGCCGGGCGGGGCGCGGAGCGGAGCGGAGCCUCGGCCGCGAUGCCGCGGGAGAUCAUCACCCUGCAGCUGGGCCAGUGCGGCAACCAGAUCGGCUUCGAGUUCUGGAAGCAGCUCUGCGCCGAGCACGGCAUCAGCCCCGAGGGCAUCGUGGAAGAGUUCGCCACCGAGGGCACCGACCGCAAGGACGUCUUCUUCUACCAGGCAGAUGAUGAGCACUACAUCCCCCGGGCCGUGCUGCUGGACCUGGAGCCCCGUGUCAUCCACUCCAUCCUCAACUCCCCCUACGCCAACCUGUACAACCCAGAGAACAUCUACCUGUCUGAGCAUGGAGGGGGAGCUGGCAACAACUGGGCCAGUGGCUUCUCGCAGGGAGAAAAGAUCCAUGAGGAUAUUUUUGACAUAAUAGACAGAGAGGCUGAUGGGAGUGACAGCUUGGAAGGGUUUGUGCUUUGCCACUCCAUUGCUGGUGGAACAGGCUCUGGGCUGGGCUCGUACCUCCUGGAGAGACUGAAUGACAGGUAUCCCAAGAAACUGGUGGAGACCUACUCGGUGUUCCCAAACCAGGAUGAGAUGAGCGAUGUUGUCGUCCAGCCCUACAACUCCCUGCUGACACUGAAGAGGCUGACCCAGAAUGCUGACUGUGUGGUGGUUCUGGACAACACAGCCUUGAAUCGGAUCGCGACAGACCGGCUGCACAUUCAGAACCCGUCAUUCUCACAGAUCAACCAGCUGGUGUCCACCAUCAUGUCUGCCAGCACCACCACGCUCAGGUACCCCGGCUACAUGAACAACGACCUCAUUGGGCUGAUUGCCUCUCUGAUCCCCACGCCCCGGCUGCACUUCCUCAUGACGGGCUACACGCCGCUCACCACCGACCAGUCGGUGGCCAGUGUGAGGAAAACCACAGUCCUGGACGUGAUGAGAAGGUUGCUGCAGCCUAAAAACGUGAUGGUGUCCACAGGGCGAGACAGGCAGACCAACCACUGCUACAUUGCCAUCCUCAACAUCAUCCAGGGCGAGGUGGAUCCUACACAGGUUCACAAGAGUCUGCAGCGGAUCCGGGAGAGGAAGCUGGCCAACUUCAUCCCCUGGGGCCCCGCCAGCAUCCAGGUGGCUUUGUCCCGCAAGUCCCCUUACCUGCCGUCAGCUCACCGCGUCAGUGGCCUCAUGAUGGCCAACCACACCAACAUCUCCUCGCUGUUCGAGCGGACGUGCCGGCAGUACGACAAGCUGCGCAAGCGAGAGGCCUUCCUGGAGCAGUUCCGCAAGGAGGACAUCUUCAAGGACAACUUCGACGAGCUGGACAACUCCCGGGAGAUCGUGCAGCAGCUGAUCGAUGAGUACCACGCAGCCACGCGCCCUGACUACAUCUCCUGGGGCACGCAGGAGCAGUGAGUGCCCUGCCGGGAGACGGGAAGGUCCCUGGGCACCCCCACGCACGCCGUGCCCACGUUUGUCACCCCUCAGCGCUGCCUGGCGUGGCAGAGCCCUCGUGCCAGUGCUCCUCUGUGGAAAGCUCUGUGUGGGGAGCCUGCAGCUCCUCGGCGGGGCUCAGCCCCCGCCCCACCGUGUGCCCUGGCCCAGGACAGGACUGGGGCAGCUGCGCGCUCUGCUGGGAGGGAACCUCUGCCUGUGGGAGCAACACUUGCUGUGAGGAGGAGGAGAGUGACCCUGGGGCUGGGAACAGGCCUGGCCCCCUGAGUUUGGGUGCACAGAACCCCCGUGGCCAAAGGCUCCGUGUGGCUGAGCUAGUCCUUGCCCUGGGCAGGAGCCUUGUUCCUCCUUGGCCAGAUCAGGCCUGGGGCACGGGCUGUAUCUAUAUUUUUGUAGGUUAUUUUGCUUUAAUAAAGGCUGUUCCUGCACUGA